AUGCCCGACUGGCUCCCCUCCGUCCCCUAUCCAGGCCCGCAAGACGGCUUCUGGAGCCCGGUCACAAGCACUCUGAACUGGUGCGAGGAGGCAAGCACCCAUCCACCCAAAAGCAGCCCUCAGCCACCGUGCUGUUCGCCCGAGCUGCAGAAGAUGCAGCUGUGCAACCCGCCGAUUGUGCUUGCAAAACGACCUCAGCUCCGCGAAUGGCACCCGCCCGCUGUUGCCAUGCGCUGCGCGCCGAGCACCCACCCAGCGCCCGCCGAGAUCAUCAACACGCUGACGAACCUGCUCUUCAUCUACCUGGCCUUCAAGGGCAUCAACAACUGCCUGCGCAACGAGCACGAUGGCAUCUUCCUCGUCACCUUCGUCGGCUACCUGGUCGUCGGCACGGGCAGCUUCCUCUUCCACAGCACGCUCAAGUACCCGAUGCAGCUGGUCGACGAGCUGUCCAUGAUCUACACCACCUGCCUCAUGUUCUACGCCACCUUCUCCUACGGCCGCUCGCGCGCCUACGCCCAGGCCCUCGGCCUCUUCCUCGUCGCCCUCGCCGCCUUCAUCACCGGCUACUACCACUACCUGCAGGACCCGGCCUUCCACCAGAACAUGUACGCCCUCCUGACCGCCGUCGUCCUGUUCCGCAGCAUAUACAUCAUGGAGGUGCGCCUGCGCCCCACGCUCAAGGCCGAGGAGAAGGCGGCGGCGAGCGCGGCCGCCGUGGCCAACGGCAACGACGCCGCUGCCGCCGUGCCCGGCGAGAAGCAGCGCCGGGACGCGCGCGACACCGAGAUCCUGCGCACCAUGUGGCUCAUGAUCGGGACCGGCCUGAGCGUUUUCCUCGGCGGCUUCGCCAUCUGGACUCUCGACAACGAGCUCUGCGGCACCCUCCGCCGCUGGAGGAGAGACGUCGGCUUGCCGUGGGGCAUCCUGCUGGAAGGUCACGGUUGGUGGCACCUCAUGACUGGCGUUGGUGCAUACUUUUACAUUACGUGGGGAGUCUGGCUUCGCCAUUGCUUGAACGGCAAGCAAGACGAGUACAAGCUUCACUGGCCGAACGUUUUCCAAAUGCCGCUCGUCGUCAAAACGAACAAGCCGUAUCAGCUCAACGGCGACGCCAAGGGCGUCAAGAAGCACUUGUAA
Diplodia corticola is the source of this 1140-nucleotide messenger RNA. Its product is annotated as alkaline ceramidase. Gene Ontology annotation, cellular component: endoplasmic reticulum membrane. The record is from RefSeq and is a predicted model, not a curated record. Bases 1 to 1140 code for a protein of 379 amino acids. The transcript is spliced from 3 exons. Lineage: Eukaryota; Fungi; Ascomycota; Dothideomycetes; Botryosphaeriales; Botryosphaeriaceae. Gene Ontology annotation, biological process: ceramide catabolic process; ceramide biosynthetic process.